This is a messenger RNA of Microplitis demolitor, 772 nucleotides long. RefSeq names its product rRNA-processing protein FCF1 homolog (gene Bka). Gene Ontology annotation, cellular component: small-subunit processome; nucleolus. The transcript is spliced from 4 exons. Bases 80 to 691 code for a protein of 203 amino acids. Lineage: Eukaryota; Metazoa; Arthropoda; Insecta; Hymenoptera; Braconidae. The record is from RefSeq and is a predicted model, not a curated record.
UGUGACAUUUUUGAUAAAUAAACUGUCGGGAUUACACGUGUUGAUUGUUUAUCCAAUUAAUUUUUUUAUUUUAUACAAAAUGGGUAAAAAUAAGAAAACACGAAAAGUUGUGAUGCAAAGAUUCGCGCAAAUGAAAAAAAUGAUAAGUUUAAGUGAUUCAAGAAUAAAAGAAGAAAAAAGAGCAGCGCCGAAAAAAGCAAAAAAAGAGGAUCCGACUGCUUUGAAAAUUAAAGAAGUCCCUCAAAUAUCAUCUGCGCUAUUUUUUGAAUACAACACACAACUGGGACCUCCGUACCGCAUACUGAUAGAUACGAAUUUCAUAAAUUUUUCGGUUAAAAAUAAACUAGAUAUAAUUGAAAACAUGAUGGGAUGUCUGUACGCAAAGUGCAUUCCCUAUGUGACAGAUUGUGUGGUCGGGGAGUUGGAAAAACUGGGCCGGAAGUACAGUAUCGCGUUGAGACUGAUCAAGGACCCGCGAUUCGAAAGACUCCCAUGUACUCACAAGGGCACGUACGCCGAUGACUGUAUAGUCCAGAGGGUCACGCAGCACAAGUGCUACAUCGUCGCCACAAACGACAAGGACUUGAAGCGGAGGAUCAGAAAAAUUCCCGGUGUGCCCAUCAUGUAUGUCGCCCAACAUCGUUACACUAUUGAACGCAUGCCGGAUGCCUAUGGCGCUCCAAGGACAUAAUUGUUAUAUAGAUAUAUAUAUUUUUUAAUUUCAUUUAUUUGUAUACCUAGUUUUGUAAUUAAAAUACAAUUAUUAUUAUUA